Molecule: messenger RNA, 1416 nt
Organism: Monoraphidium neglectum
Lineage: Eukaryota; Viridiplantae; Chlorophyta; Chlorophyceae; Sphaeropleales; Selenastraceae
Exons: 11
Coding region: 1-1416 (471 amino acids)
Source: RefSeq, a predicted model, not a curated record
AUGGCACGCCUUGAGCCCUCCAAGCCAUGGACUCUGCUCGGAAUCCUUUCCACCGCCGGCGAGGUUCACAAGUAUGCUCGCCAUGUCGCCAUGCUCAAGGACCAGCUGGAGCAGAUGAACAAAGCUCACAAGGAGGCCCUGCGUGCAAAGAAGGCUGAGACCUCGGCCCUGCAGGAGCAGCUGCGCAAGAAGGAGGAGAAGCUGGAUUUCACGCGCAAGGCCCUCGCCGACAAGGAGGCAGAGCUGGUCAACACCCUUCGCGGCCACAAUGCCGACCUGCAGAGCGGCUUCAACAUGCGCGUCGGCACGGUGGACUACCUCACGCAGGAGCUGGAGGGCAAGGGGCUGCAGCUCGCCGCCAAGGACGAGGAGAUCGGCCUGCUGAGGGGCCGCAUCGCGGAGCUGGAGGCCGCCGCGGUGCAGGACAGCAACAAGGAGCAGGUCAUCGCCGACCUGCGCACAGAGAGGGACUCCCUGCACAGCCGCGUCAUUGAGCUGCAGGCCGCCUCUGCUGCGCAGGAGGAGGUCAACCUGACUGGCGCCGUCUACAACCAGACCCUGGCCAACAUGGAGUCCGACGCCGCCGACAUGCGCAGCCGCAUGGUCAAGCUCGAGACCACUACGGCGCAGGCCAUCGCGUCGGAAGCCGAGGCGAAGCAGGAGUACCAGAGGCUGUCCAUCACCACGCAGGCAAGCAUGGCAGCAUGUUGGGAGCAUGGGCUGCGCAAGCAGCUGGAGGAGCUGCAGGCGGCCAACGAGCACCUGGCCCAGGCCUCCCCCUCGGGCGGCGUCAUCACGCACGAGGCCCAUGUGAAGAAGGUGGCGGAGGUGGCCAACCAGGCGGCCAUGUGCGUCCUCACCGCGCUGGAGGCCCUCAAUGAGCCGGCGGGCGCGGCGGCGGCCCCCGAGCAGCAGCCCGCCGCGGCGCCCGGCACCCCCGCGGGCGCGCGGGUGGUCGCGCCCAUGGAGGCGGUGCGCGCGGCGCUGAGGCGGCUCUACGGGGACCUGUCCAAGGAGCUGAUGGCGCUGGAGGCGCCGGACGGCGCGCCACUGCUGCUGCCCUCCCCGACGAAGCGGCGCGGCUUCGUGGCGUCCGGCGGGGGCGGCGACAAGGCGGGCGGCCCGGCCGACCAGGGCCAGGAGCUGCCUGUCAACCUCGAGCUGGCGGACAGCGUGAUCGACCGGGACUACAAGAAGAGCACGGCGGCCGUCGUGUCGCUGGUGAUGACGGGCCGCGCGUGCGGCUCGCCGCGCAAGGCGGCGCCCGGCAGCCCGGCGGCGGCCGCGGGCGGCUCGCCCCUCAAGGCGGCGGCGGCGGCGGCGGCGGGCAAGAGCCCGGACCGCGGCAGCCGCCCGAGCUCGCCCAUUGUGCGUGUGCAGCGCGCCUUUGGGUUCGGCAAGGCCAUGUUGGACUGA